Octodon degus (degu) is the source of this 985-nucleotide messenger RNA. It is a transcript of the gene Tmem40, whose product is annotated as transmembrane protein 40. The record is from RefSeq and is a predicted model, not a curated record. Lineage: Eukaryota; Metazoa; Chordata; Mammalia; Rodentia; Octodontidae. The transcript has 13 exons. The coding region runs from base 157 to 858 and encodes 233 amino acids.
CCAGCACAUUCCCCUCAUUGGAGAGGUAGGAAAUACCCUGGAGUUGAGCCUCUAUGCUGUGCUGGGUGCCUCCUGCCUCUUUCCCUGCUGCCCACAGCAGCCACACAGUCAGCUGUGAACCUUGCUGCGCACCUUGCUCCUCACACAGGGAACGCCAUGGAGACUUCAGCAUCCCCCUCCCAGUCUCAAGACAGAAGUCACAUCCACGGAGAAGCGGAAGACAGCGAGGCAGAGCUCCACCAGCAAGACAGGAAGGCUGGACUGCUUUUCCGAAAGCAGUAUAAAAGAGACGAGUCCUCCUCCUCCUCCUCCUCCUCUUCAUCCUCCUCCUCGUCCUCUUCUUCAUCCUCCUCCUCCUCUUCUUCAGACAGCAGUGAUGAGGAUGAGCACCCCAGAGUUCCUGGACAAUGUGGAUGGAGCCCGGGCAGAGGACAACCCCACAGGUGCAGCCCAUGCGAGGCUGAGCAAGGGACUACCUGCAUGGCAGAGGACGCGUUGCAGCUCUAUGCAGAUGGCUCAAGAGAGGUGGUACCAUCUGGGGAAGCAGGACUCCAACAGAGAGACAUAGGCUCCACAGAAGGAGAUGUGGAUGGCUCGCAGCUAAGCAGGCUGAACAUAAAGAAGGACGAUGAGUUCUUCCACUUUGUGCUGCUGUGCUUCGGGAUCGGGGCCUUGCUGGUGAGCUACCACUACUAUGCAGAUUGGUUCAUGUCGCUGGGCGUCGGCCUGCUCACCUUCGCCUCGCUGGAGACUGUGGGCAUUUACUUCGGUCUGGUGUACCGAAUCCACAGCGUGCUGCGCGGCUUCCUCCCGCUCUUCCAGAAGAUCAGGCAAUUGGGGUUCAGGAAGACGGACUGAGGCCUCUUUUGGGUGGCAGCUAUACCACCCAGGGUUUGAUCACCGCCUCCCAGAGGCCACAAGGACUGUGACAUUUGGAUGACAUGGGGGAGGCUGAGCCAAGCAAUAAAGAGUGCUCCUUCCCCUU